GCCGUUCAGUUGAUGAGGCGCUACGCGUAAUAAGAGCAAUCCAAUUCACCAAGAAACACGGCGACGUUUGUCCAGCAAACUGGCAAGAAGGCGGCUCGACAAUAAAGCCAGAUCAUAAGCAAAAGAAAUCAUUUUUUGAAAAUUUGAACGAUUGA
Molecule: messenger RNA, 155 nt
Organism: Ambispora leptoticha
Lineage: Eukaryota; Fungi; Glomeromycota; Glomeromycetes; Archaeosporales; Ambisporaceae
Source: the annotation of a GenBank genome assembly